Messenger RNA from Ostertagia ostertagi, 360 nucleotides. The record is from the annotation of a GenBank genome assembly. Lineage: Eukaryota; Metazoa; Nematoda; Chromadorea; Rhabditida; Trichostrongylidae.
AUGGUUCUUCGACAAAGGACCGUUGUUGGCUUGCAAAUUCGCCGUACUGAUAAAGUUGGCACAGAAGCGGCGUUCCACUCGGUCGAAGAGUACAUGUUAUGGACAGAGCGGUGGUUUAAAAUCCAAGACCGCAAACACGGACGAAACGUCGCCCGACGAGUAUUCGUCGCAACCGACGAUCCAUCAGUUUUUCCUGAAAUCAAAAAGAAAUUCCCGUCGUAUGAAGUGUUCGGUGACGAGAAAACGGCACACACUGCUCAGCUGGAAAGUCGCUACAGCGACAGUUCACUGUACGGAGUUGUGAGGGAUAUUCGACUUCUCAGUCAUUGUGACUACCUCGUUUGCACGUUCUCCAGCCAG